AUGGAAGAGUUCAUCCUCAGGCAAUUUGCAUACCGUACAGGUUAUAUAUCGAGUAAUGAGACAAUCUGCGAUGGAUGCUUCCGCAUAUUUGAAAAUGGAGAAAUAGGUUUCCGGUGCAUGGAAUGCAGUGGAUAUAUGCUACCCGAAAGCACCACUCGGAAUGUUCGUCUGACAGAUGUGACUGCUACAGUUUUGGGACGUGUAAAUAACAAUGGAUUACUUGCCAUCUCAAAUACAACUCCAUACUAUGGUUAUGAUCUGUGCCUUAUUUGUGCAAAAAAUCGAACAUUACAUAGGCAUCAUCAAUUUACAUUGAUGACUUAUCAAAUGAUUUAA
Messenger RNA from Adineta steineri, 336 nucleotides. Lineage: Eukaryota; Metazoa; Rotifera; Eurotatoria; Adinetida; Adinetidae. The record is from the annotation of a GenBank genome assembly.